UCUGUUGCGUCUGAACUCUUUUGUCAUUUUAUGUUGUGUUUGUUCAUUUGCUACAGCCGGUAUGGUAAAGAUUCCUAAGGAGGAAUUUUAGACUGAUUACUCGCUAAUGCUUUGUUGUCUUAUUACAUGUUGCUUGUAAACAUUUAAUCGGUCUUAUUAGUUUUUAAAAUAAUUCAUAAUAAUGGCGAGUGUUUCAUAUCAAAUUUCGAAUCUUUUGGAGAAGAUGGCCUCCAAUGACAAAGAUUUUCGAUUCAUGGCCACUAAUGAUCUUAUGAGUGAGUUACAAAAAGAUAGUAUAAAGCUGGAUGAUGAUUCCGAGAAGAAAGUUGUACGUAUGGUUCUACGACUAUUAGAAGAUAAAAAUGGUGAAGUUCAAAAUUUAGCAGUGAAAUGUCUUGGUCCGCUAGUGAACAAAGUGAAAGAAUGUCAAGUUGAAACAAUAGUAGAUUCCUUGUGUGGUAAUAUGGUUUCAAGUAAAGAGCAAUUGAGAGAUAUUUCAAGUAUAGGACUAAAGACUGUGAUUUCUGAGUUGCCACAUUCGACUGGCACUACAGGUCUUGCUGCUAAUGUAUGCCAAAGAAUUACUGGUAAACUUAGUACAGCCAUUGAAAAGCAAGAAGAUGUGUCUGUACAACUGGAGGCAUUAGAUAUUUUAUCAGAUCUGUUAUCAAGGUUUGGAGAAUUGUUAGUACCAUUUCACACAUCCAUUCUGCGUGCUUUAAUGCCUCAGUUAGACUCUCCGAGACAAGCAGUAAGAAAACGUGCUAUUGUGGCUUUAUCACAUGCUUUAACAUCUUGCAGUCCAGCAUUAUAUAACAAGGUAGUGGAACAUUUAUUGACUGGAUUGGAGCAGCAUACUUCUCCUGGUAGUGUCAGAACUUACAUCCAAUGUUUGGCGUCCAUUUGCCGUCAAGCUGGUCAUCGUUUGUGUGGACACAUGGAACGUGCAAUGGAAUUAUUAGUUCAAUACAGCCGCGAAGAAGAUGAUGAAUUAAGGGAGUAUUGUUUACAAGCUUGUGAAGCUUUUGUGAAUAAAUGUCCGGAACCAAUUCAUCCACACAUACCUACAAUAACUGAUUUAUGCUUAUCAUACAUUAGCUAUGAUCCAAAUUACAACUAUGAAGCAGAUGAUUCAAAUAAUGGUGGUUCAAAUGAGUUCACUGAUAGCUCAGCUAUGGAUACUGAAGAUGAAAAUGACGAUGGUGACAGUGAGGAAUACAGUGAUGAUGAUGAUAUGAGCUGGAAAGUUAGAAGGUCAGCAGCAAAAUGUUUAGAAGCUGUCAUAACAAGCAGACCAGAAUUGAUGGACGAAUUUUAUAAGGCUGUUAGCCCAGUACUAAUAUCCAGAUUUAAAGAAAGGGAAGAAAAUGUGAAGUCAGAUAUUUUUCAUGCUUAUAUUGCUCUUUUGAAAGCCACUAGGCCCAGCGAAGAUAACAGUCUAGAAACUGAACGCAUGGAGCAACAAGAUAGCCUUUUAUCACAACUGCAAGAACAGGUACCAAAACUUGUUAAAGCUGUUCAGCCUCUCAUGCGUGAGAAGAGUGUGAAGACCAGACAAGACUGUUUUCUUCUUUUAAGGGAAUUACUCUCUGCUCUACCUGGAGCUUUGUCUGAGCACAUCAAUAUAUUGAUGCCUGGUAUACAUUACUCUCUUGGCUGUGAAAAAACUACUACAAGUAACAUUAAAAUUGAUGCGCUUAGUUUUCUCAAUAUUUUACUUUGUUCGCAUUCACCAAAAGUUUUCUAUGCCCACAUUAAAGACCUCUGCGCAUUGGUUGUAGUAGCAGUUUCUGAUCCUUUUUACAAAAUAGCCACAGAAGCUCUUUUAGUUUUACAACAGAUUGUUAAGGUUAUUCGGCCAAUGGAAAAUUUAGAUGUGCCAUUUCAGUUUGCAAGUUUAGUUCCUAAUUUAUAUAAGUCAACUUUGCAAAGAUUAAGGACACCAGAGGUGGAUCAGGAAGUCAAAGAGAGAGCAAUUGCUUGUAUGGGUCAAUUGAUUGCAAAUUUGGGAGAUUUCUUAAAACCUGAGUUAGAUACCUGUUUACCAAUUUUCUUAGAAAGAUUGAGAAAUGAAGUCACAAGACUGAGCACCGUAAAAGCUUUGACAGUAAUUGCAUCAUCACCAUUGCAAGUAAAUUUGUGUCCAAUUCUGCCUGAUGUGAUUCCAGCUUUAGGCAGUUUUCUACGUAAAAAUCAAAGAGCAUUGAAGUUAAAUUCUUUAACACUGCUAAAUACAAUAGUUUUAAAUUACUGCCACUGUUUUGAAUCUGGCUUAUUGCUUACUGCAAUUGGAGAAAUGCAGCCUUUACUCAGUGAAUCAGAUUUACAUGUAACUACAAUGACACUAACGGUUUUAACAUCUACUGCACAAAAAAUGCCAUCUGCUUUGAUACAUGUAAAUGAAUACAUUUUACCAGAAGUCUUACAACUUGUUAGGUCACCUUUACUUCAAGGUAGUGCUUUGAAUAGCACUUUAUUAUUUUUCCAAGCAGUAGUUGCUGCUAAUUUACCUAAACUAGGUUAUCGUGACCUAUUGAGUAUGUUAGUUGCACCAGUACUUCAAACUGGCAAAGUACAGCUUCAUAAGCAAGCAUUCCAUUCAAUGGCACGUUGUGUUGCUGCAUUAACUCUGCAAUGUCCAAAUGAAGCUGUUCCUGUGGCUAAAGAAUUACUACAAGAUGUGCAAAGGCCCAGAAGUGAUUCACAUUUAGUGUUUUGCUUGUUGACAAUUGGAGAAAUUGGCCGACAUAUCGAUUUGAGUGUAAUUGAGCCUUUGCCAACCGUUUUAUUAGAAACAUUUUCUACGCCUUCUGAGGAAGUAAAAGGUGCAGCAAGCCAUGCAUUGGGAGCAGUUUGUGUUGGGAAUUUAGAUUAUUAUCUUCCCUUCAUACUGCAAGAAAUAGAAGCACAACCGAAGAAACAGUAUUUAUUAUUGCAUUCAUUGAAAGAGGUGAUCACUUCGCUUUCUGUGAGUCCUGAAAAAUUAUCCCGGCUUCUACCUUCGGUACCAUCAAUUUGGAUGCAACUUUUCAGACACUGUGAAUGUUCUGAGGAAGGUUCUCGCAAUGUAGUGGCUGAAUGCUUGGGAAAACUUGUUUUAGUUGAUCCACAAAAUCUUUUGCAAGAAUUGCGACAAGCACUUAAUAGUCCAUCUGCACUAAUGAGAACAACAGUUGUUACUGCAGUGAAGUUUACUAUAUCAGAUCAACCUCAAGCUGUAGAUCCAUUACUGAAACAGUGCAUAGGACAAUUUUUGAGUGCAUUGGAAGAUCCAGAAGUGUCGGUUCGACGUGUUGCCUUAGUAGCUUUUAACUCUGCCGUACACAAUAAACCCUCAUUGGUACGAGAUUUAUUGGUAUCAUUACUUCCCCAGUUAUAUGAAGAGACUAAAGUUAAGAAAGAACUAAUACGGGAAGUAGAAAUGGGACCCUUUAAGCAUACUGUUGAUGACGGUUUAGAUAUUAGAAAAGCUGCAUUUGAAUGUAUGUACACAUUACUUGAACAAGGGCUGGAAAGAGUGGAUGUGUUUCAGUUUCUGGAUCAUGUUCAAGGAGGAUUGCGAGAUCAUUAUGAUAUAAAAAUGUUAACAUAUUUAAUGACUGCCAGACUGGCGCAGCUAUGUCCUAAUGCUGUAUUACAAAGGUUGGAGCAACUUGUUGAACCAUUGAGGGCCACCUGCACACUAAAAGUAAAGGCAAACUCAGUUAAACAAGAAUAUGAAAAACAAGAUGAAUUAAAAAGAUCUGCCCUUCGAGCUGUUGUUGCUUUAUUAGCUAUUCCAAAAGCAGAUAAAAAUCCUCAUCUUAGUGAUUUCUUAUCCUUGAUACGAGCCUCCUCAGAUUUACUACCUUUGUAUGAGAGUGUACAGAAGGACACCACACUAAAUUGUGAGCAGAAUAAUCAAAUGGAUCAAAGUUAAUAACUUUGCAUUCUAAGUUUUAAAAAUUCUUUAAGUUAUUGCAAUUAUUGCACUCAUUAUUGUUAGAAAUAAGCUAUUAGUAUAUUUAAGUCAUAAGAAUUUAUUCAGACUGUACAUAUUGUUUUGAAAGGGAAAAAAAACUGAAAAUAUUUCAUUCUUUAUAUGCAGUUCUUUAUGU
Messenger RNA from Ctenocephalides felis (cat flea), 4097 nucleotides. RefSeq names its product cullin-associated NEDD8-dissociated protein 1-like. The record is from RefSeq and is a predicted model, not a curated record. The coding region runs from base 182 to 3919 and encodes 1245 amino acids. Gene Ontology annotation, biological process: protein ubiquitination; SCF complex assembly. Lineage: Eukaryota; Metazoa; Arthropoda; Insecta; Siphonaptera; Pulicidae. Gene Ontology annotation, cellular component: nucleus. The transcript is spliced from 14 exons.